Molecule: messenger RNA, 575 nt
Organism: Nicrophorus vespilloides
Lineage: Eukaryota; Metazoa; Arthropoda; Insecta; Coleoptera; Silphidae
Product: cytochrome P450 4c21-like
Exons: 2
Molecular function (GO): oxidoreductase activity, acting on paired donors, with incorporation or reduction of molecular oxygen; heme binding; monooxygenase activity
Source: RefSeq, a predicted model, not a curated record
AACCAAUUUGGCGCAAGAACAGGAAGGCUCUGCAAUCGGCCUUUCAAUACAAAAUGUUGGAAGAAUUUAAUCGAGUUUUCAAUGAAGUCGGAAACAAAUUGGUGCAAAGAUUCGAGGAAAUUCUUGGAAGACAAGUGGAUGUAUGUCCUUACGUCAAUCAUACAACCAUGGAUAUAAUUUACGAAAGUAUAUUGGGUUUGGAUUUCGAUGAAAAUCCGGAGGAAAACUUGAAGUUUUCUAAUAAUAUUUACAAGUACAUGGAUAUUAGCACGGAACGGAUGUUUUCGAUCAUCAAAAGAAGCGACUCUUUGUUCCAAUUGUUGCCUGAUCACAAAAGGCAGCAAGUUUGUUUGCAAGAGAUUCGCAGCUUUACUACUUGCGUAGUGAAUAAGAGGAUGGAAGAAAUGAAAUAUCGGCGUGAUGAUGAAAACUCCGACGACGCGGAUUUGGGGAUUAAAAAGAAGAGUACAUUUUUGGAUAUUUUACUGGAGCGAUUUAAAAAUGAAAAGGAAUUACCUUACGAUUAUAUCAACGAAGAAUUAAGUACAAUUUUGACUGCGGUAAAUAUUAAUUAA